Messenger RNA from Charadrius vociferus (killdeer), 1379 nucleotides. RefSeq names its product LIM domain only 2 (rhombotin-like 1) (gene LMO2). The coding region runs from base 1 to 807 and encodes 268 amino acids. Gene Ontology annotation, biological process: positive regulation of transcription by RNA polymerase II. The record is from RefSeq and is a predicted model, not a curated record. NCBI's taxonomy places the organism in Eukaryota, Metazoa, Chordata, Aves, Charadriiformes, Charadriidae. Gene Ontology annotation, molecular function: DNA-binding transcription factor binding; transcription coactivator activity. The transcript is spliced from 5 exons. Gene Ontology annotation, cellular component: nucleus.
AUGCCAGACGUCGUGGCGAUUUGCCUGGUUGAAGUUCAGAGGCUGGAAAAGGAGGACGCGGCCAGGAACACAGAAACUGAGGCACAAAGUCUUGCCCAAUUCAAAGGAAAGGUUAACCCCAAAAAAGAGAAGCGCGUCCUUGGUCGGGAGUCUUUAAGUCCUCUGAAUCACACUUUACCAAAAGCCUCUAAAGAAAAAGGAAAUGAAACCGGAGCCGCGGGGCUGAGCCGCGCAGUCACCCACCAUCACCCCAAGAGCGAUGCGGCGCUCUCCGUCCCCACCGUCCCCACCGCGCUCCGCAGCGCGGCCGGAGCUGCCCGGGCACAGAGCCUGAGCCGAACCCGGGCGAGCUCCGGGCUUUGCGAGGGGGGGGAGCCGGUGGAUGAAGUCCUCCAAAUCCCCCCUUCGCUGCUGACAUGCGGCGGGUGCCAGCAGAACAUCGGGGACCGCUAUUUCCUGAAAGCCAUCGACCAGUACUGGCACGAGGACUGCCUCAGCUGCGACCUGUGCGGGUGCAGGCUCGGAGAAGUGGGGAGACGGUUGUAUUACAAACUGGGCAGAAAACUCUGCCGAAGGGACUAUCUCAGGCUCUUUGGCCAAGACGGCCUCUGCGCCUCCUGCGACAAGCGAAUCCGGGCUUACGAGAUGACCAUGCGGGUGAAGGACAAAGUGUAUCACCUUGAAUGCUUCAAAUGCGCUGCCUGCCAGAAACAUUUCUGUGUUGGGGACAGAUACCUCCUCAUCAACUCGGACAUAGUAUGUGAACAGGACAUCUACGAGUGGACUAAGAUAAAUGGAAUGAUCUAGCAAAGACAUGCCUCCGUAGUCCAUAAAAGACACCCCACGGGUGACACGAAUGCAUAGCUGCAGUGAGGAGAUCGUCACUUGAGCUAUGGGCUUUGUCUAAAAUGGGGGGAAAACACCACGGAGUCGGCCCUUUGCAGGCAGUGCUGCGUAGAAUCUAAACUACAUGUAGGUGAGGAAGGGAGGCCGGAGCAAUAGUAGAUAGACUGACUUCUGUUAACAAAGGCGUAUGGACAAUAACUGACACCAGCCAUAUAGGCGAGAGUUGGGGAACAACCACAACGCCAUAGCCAAUUCUCCCAACUGGAAAAAGAGUAGGGACUUCUGUAAAGAGAUGUUAUGACUUUGUCACCUGCAGACUAGGAUUGUGCAAUUGAAUUUUCUUCUCGUCUUGUUUUAGUUACUGAGUUUAGACGACAGCUCCUAAUGUAGACAUGAGGAAGGACACUGGCAGAAAAGGGCCAUCGCUCACGUGGUCAUUCUAUACGGCCUUACACUUCGGGUAGGAGAGAAAGCGGGAAGAGGGUGGGGGUUAUUUUUGCAUGGAUUUUUUUUUUUUCCUUUGAGAAUGAACA